UUAGUCCAGAUGUCCGAGGCGGCAGGAAAUCUCAAUAGCCUCCGCAUGGCGAAUGUCGCUUUGAGAGAAGAAUUAAAUGCCCUUCGCGGGGAGAAUGCCAAUUUGGGCCUGCAGCUUGGGAGAGCCUUGGCCGAGGUGAAUUCCUUGCGGGGCAAUGUUUCCAGCUACAUCCGCUGGCCAGUGCCGGUGGUGCCCGUGUUGACCGAGGAGAACCUCGAGUUCACGCUCAGCCAGAUCGACGCGGUUCCCGAGGGAGAAGUGCCCCUCACGUGUUGGCCUUCCCCGCGCCCUGAGCCCGAGUGCGCCUCGGAAGAACUGCGGGUGAGCGUGAUCCAGGACUGUGGCACCUCGGCCGGGCCCCUCCAGCCGCCCCCGCUGCCCCCCCGCCCGGCCGGCACUGCCCCUCCCUCGGUGAAGGACCUGCCCCCACCGCCGCCGCCUCUGCCGCCGCUCCAGCGGCCUGAGAUCGAACCCUUUGCGGGCGACCCGGUGUACCUGGCUGAAUUCCUGAUGCGGCUCGAGACUUUCAUAGCCGACCACGAGGAUCAUUUCCCCGGGGGCGCCGAGCGGGUGACCUUUCUGAUCUCCUUUUUCACGGGUAGAGCCAAGGACUGGGCCACCGCGGUCACCCAGGAAGGAAGCCCCCUGCACGCCAACUUCCCACGCUUCCUGGACGAGACCCGUAAGGAAUUCUGUGGCCCCAUUCCUCCUAGUGUGGCUAAGAAGGCCAUCCGCAAGCUCAGGCAGGGGAACUGUACCCUCGGCAGCUAUGCCGACGCUUUUCAGUUCCUGGCCCAAUUCUUGUCUUGGGAUGACUGCCGCCUUCAAAACCAGUUCCUCAAAGGCCUGUCAGAAUUCUUCCGCAAGGAACUCUUAUGGUCAACCGAGAUGGCCGACCUCGAUGAGCUGAUUCUCGAGUGUGUAGAGAUAGAGAGAAAAGUGCGCGUCCCCAAGCCAAUGCCGCUCCCUGGGGUUCGCAAUAUCUUUUUCCCUUUUGCUGAGGACCCUAACGAAAAGGACAGCGAGGAGCGAGAGCCCCACAGCGAGGACGAAGAUGAAGAGGUGCGCAGGCGCAGGCUUUCCCAGCAGGACCAGCAGAGGCGAGUGCGAGCUCCUCAGCAGGAGAUGAGGGAGAAGGAGGAGGAGGAGAGAAGAAAGCAGGAGGAAGAGAUGAGCAGGAAGGAGAAGGGGGAGAUGAAACGGAAAGAGGAGGAGGAGGAGAAAGGCUCGCAGGAGGAGGCAGCUCAGGAGGAAGAUGAUGAAGAUGAAGAGGUGGAUGUGGAGAAAAUUACCAGUGACGAUGAAGAGGAGAAUAAACUUAGGGCAGGAAUUGUCAGUGAACUCGGCCCGGUUCCAGAGCAGGACCCAGAGCAGGAGCCAGAACCGGAGGAAGAGUCGGAGGACGAGUCCCAAGACGAUGACCUUGAGCUGAUGGAGAUGCCCCCGACCUAUGCCAACGCUUCAUCGCAGACUACUGGCUACUACCAUGAAAAUUUCCUGGAUGCAUCGCCUCCCAUAGUACAGCCUAGCAGACGGAGGAACCAGAAUCGAGUCCCGCUUCUGGAGGGCCUUCCAGGCACCAAUUCACCGUUCUACAGUUCCCCACCACUGAUUCGCCGUGCAGGUCGCCUGGGGCAACGCCAGAUUCGAAGACGGCCCCCGGUGCUAUUCCGCCUCACUCCGAGACAGGGGGGCCACCGUGGCGCUCGGGGCCGAAUUCGAGUGUGAGUGCUGGGGCGAGAUGGCCACCUGGAACACACCCUUCUGCUGUGACCCUUGCCCCCGCUUCUUGCUGCCAUUCCUGCCCUGUUUGCUGACCAGGACCUAAGGACCUCCCAGACCUGUGGACCCAGAAUGAGACCUGUAGAACUCCAGACCAUCUGCAGCUGUGACCAGGAAGGGACGCGUGCCUGACCAAGGCAGCCUGGGAAUGGAGGGGUGGGCACUAGCUGUCCCCUUGGCAUGUACCCUGCAGUCCAGCCACAGGCUAGAGAGCAAGUUUCCAGGCCUGUACCUGUACAUGAACUGGUCGCCCCCCUUGUAUUUCCCCUGUAGUUGUUCCUGACCCCCACCUCUCCUGAGUUUAUUCACCCUGUGUUCUGUGGUUUUAUCCUUUGACUGGCUUGCCAGGACUUCAUCUAAUGCCUCACUGAUCUGCCCUAGUGAGCAAAAGGACAGGCUACACAGAACUUCUGAAGCCACUGAGGCCAUUUACUACAUAGAACUGACGAAGAGCAGGACUGGUGUCAAGAAAUGUGCCUGGAAGCCUCCAUUUGCUUCCAGCCAAACCCCAAAGAGGACCAUGGUUGUGGCCCAGCAAGAGUGUGCAAAGCCAUAUGUCAAGUGGACAGCUGGCUGGGAUUUGUCCUCGACUUACUGUGCCAGCUGCUUCCACCUGCCUAUAGACGGCGGAUCUGGGGCCCUCCCCCAGCCCUACCAACUCCCCCUGGGCCUUCCCAGUGGACAGAGCCCAGUAUCACCGACUUUGCAUCUUUUUAAAAUGUUGCCUAAAAACUAGAAAGUUGGGUGGGGGAGGAGGAAGAGGAAUAAGCAGCAGCAACUCAGCUUGACAUGGCAAAGAGGGACUCUUUCCUGAGGGACGGUGGUCUCCCCACAGCCAGGCCUUGCAUGGUAGUCCCCAGCCAAAGGUCUUUGCAUGAGAUUUGCUAUAUUUGGGGUUUCAAGAGGAGGCUGCAUUGGCCUUUCCUUCCCAGACCACCAAAGAGAGAUCCAGCCUAAGGCCUGCCCUUUAACUUCAACAUAAAGGAUUCUUUAGUCCUGAGAAGUGAGAGAGGAAGGUUCUCUCUCCAGUGACUGUACCCACAGCAGCUUCGUGGCCUGGGUGUUCUCAUGCCUCUCACAUGGGGGUGGGGGCAAGCUGGGACUUGGUGCUGGGCUUUGAUUUGAUGGUGAGGCUUGAGAGGGUGAGUGCCUCCUAGUAACCCCUGGGUCCUCUGUUACAAACCUAGGUGCCCUUAUAAAGAGACCUGCUGCUUGCUUGCCUUGGGUCCCCAAACCACUGCUUUUAUAGUGAAAAAUACACACUGUGUCACUCUGGCCACAGAAUGUCAGCCAGAUCCGUUGCUGGCUUGAACUGCCCUCAACAUAGUCUCCUGAGCGGUGCUUCACAGCUGGGUAAGUGCAACCAAAGUGUUUCUGGGCCAGAGGGACAAAAACAGCAAAUGAAGCCUCUGUUAGUCACUGAGUGACAGAUAACCUCAGCCCAGCCUCUGGAGCAAGAAGAAAGAGCCGGAGGAAGAGGAAGCACAGAGACCCACUCCUUGGCUGGCUUCUGGUGAGGUCUCUAUUCAUCCGUGGGAGCUAUUUCCUCAGGAGACAGUCCUGGAAGGGGGGCCACAAUACUGCCAGCCUGUGGAUCCCGAUUGCUCAUGGAUGACACUCUGGCUCUGCUGCCCACGUCCCUAUUGGAGAAGUGGAAAGGACAGGUGCCUUGCACCCCCACUCCCAGGGACCCCUCAGCACAGGCCCCGCCUGUUCCCAUGGUGCUUCUUACUCUGAGCCCUCAGUAGCCUCAGCUGAGGAAGAAGCGAAUGAUCACUGAACUGGUGUCUGGCCUCUGGCGGCAAGGGGCCUUGAACUUCCCUUUGACCCUCUUCCCCCCUUUCCUAGAUCUUCAAUAUUUGUUGUGAUAUAACACCGAUAAGAGCUGUAAGAGGAACUAUGGGCUUUGGGUGCUUUCUUGGGUUGAAAGAGGGGUUGGGGGGAAAUGCAUGCAAGGGUCUGAAGGCAGCCCAAGGAUUCCCAAAGACUCAGAGGGAGUUCCCUUUGGAAUAAAUGUGUUAUUGUUAUUGUGUUAUUGUCCUAUUACUGUGUUGUGAAGAUAAGGAAUUAUUCGUUAUGCUAAAGCUUUCUCCUCAAUAAAAAUCCAAAGGGUGUGUACAGACUUGUGUCUCAGUGGGUUAUUGAGCAAGCAGAGGGGUACCCAGUAGGCA
This is a messenger RNA of Talpa occidentalis (Iberian mole), 3953 nucleotides long. It is a transcript of the gene RTL5, whose product is annotated as retrotransposon Gag like 5. Lineage: Eukaryota; Metazoa; Chordata; Mammalia; Eulipotyphla; Talpidae. The record is from RefSeq and is a predicted model, not a curated record.